Cooperia oncophora is the source of this 756-nucleotide messenger RNA. NCBI's taxonomy places the organism in Eukaryota, Metazoa, Nematoda, Chromadorea, Rhabditida, Trichostrongylidae. The record is from the annotation of a GenBank genome assembly.
AUGCUCAGGCAUGGCCACAAGGAAAUGUUCUCCUGUGCGGGAAUUCGUGAUUGCGUACGAUUUUUCACGGAACGAGGUCAUAACGAUGUGCUGGUAUUCAUUCCUCAGUUCAGGCGAGAGACCGCUCGAGCAGAUUGUCCUAUUACUGAUCAGCAUAUUCUGGAUGAACUGGACGCUGAGCGACGUGUCGUCUGGACACCAUCGCGGCGCAUCAAUGGCCGCCGAAUUGUCUGCCAUGAUGACCUGUACAUAUUGAAAACGGCAGAGGAGAAGGAUGCCGUCAUCGUAUCAAACGACGCCUAUAGAGAUCUGCUUCGAGAACAUCCUCAAUAUCGUCGGAUUGUAGAGCAACGUUUGCUCAUGUACAGUUUCGUGGAUGGAAAAUUCAUGCCACCAGAAGAUCCGCUUGGACGCUACGGUCCUCGUCUGCAGCAGUUCCUCUCCUUCAGCUCGACACCUUCAACAGCUCAACUCUGCCCUUACGCACGGAAAUGCACGUACGGCAGCAAAUGCAAAUAUUUCCAUCCCGAGCGACCCAAUGGGAUGCAUGUCAGCGUGACGGAUCGCCUAAUGCGGGAGAAAAACCAAAGCAGACCACAGACAAUGCGGCCGUUCAUGCGAAUGGAAGGUCCAAAACCGGAUCAUCGCAGUGUUGGACGGACACGAUCGCUCAACACCGAUCCACGAUCCCAACAAGAAAAUAAGGCGACAGUACGUAAAUUUCACUUUCACAAUCACUCAACUGCUAAAUUUUAA